This is a messenger RNA of Episyrphus balteatus (marmalade hoverfly), 832 nucleotides long. RefSeq lists its product as uncharacterized. NCBI's taxonomy places the organism in Eukaryota, Metazoa, Arthropoda, Insecta, Diptera, Syrphidae. The record is from RefSeq and is a predicted model, not a curated record. The coding region runs from base 71 to 751 and encodes 226 amino acids. Gene Ontology annotation, molecular function: oxidoreductase activity. The transcript has 5 exons.
AAUUUUUUUUAAUGUUGUUUUUCUGUGAUAUAAAAUUCAAAAAUUUCUAUUAACUUAUAAAAAUACUGUCAUGGCAAACAAAUUUCGUCCUUUAAUCUAUGCGUGGAUCAUAUUCAUAUUUUCCGAAGUGGUAGCAGCUUCCAUGAUUUUUUGUCUAUACAACUUUGAUAUUGAUGAAGAAGGAUGGAUUCAAAAGAAAUCUCUUUAUAAAACUCAUGUUUUGGGAAUGCCAAUUAGUUUGAUUAUUAUUAAUGGUCAUGGAAUGGUUAUAUUUCGCCUUUUACCAGGAUUAAAGACUCGAGUUGUUAAAUACAUUCACGGUUUUAUUCAUACAAUAGUAAUUUGCCUGUUCUUGUAUCUUUGUCAUGUGAUAUAUAUUUUCAAAGACAAAACUGAGCAUCCUGUGGUACGACUUGGGGAUUUCCAUUCAAAUCAAGCUUAUUUGACUAUGGGAAUUUAUGUUUUACAGUGGUUUUCGGCGUGUUUCGUUUUUGUUUAUAUGUACUCGAAUCAAAGACGACGAAAAAUCUUUGCAGCUUGGCAUAACUUUAUUGGAAUUUGUAUUUUACAACUAACUAUAGCUACUUCAUGUUGUAUGUUGCAAUGGGAAGAACAUCAUUCUUUGGUCCUUGAAACAACUCCUCCGUUACAUGGCGCAGGUGCAUCUGCAUUGAUGGUUCUUUAUGGGCUUUUAAUAAAUGUCAUUGUGUUAAAUCCUUUUUUAGAAUGGCCACUGGUUGGACCAAUUUAAAAGUGUCAACGUUGUUAAUUAAAUAGAAUGAGUUUUAAAUUAUAUUUACUUAUUCAAUAACAAUGAUACUAUUUGUUUUAA